GUUUUUUAGUGGAGAUUAAUUAGUCUUCAACUAUUUUGCCGACAUCACCAAUUAAUUAUCAAUUAACUGUUUAACUCUAACAUUGACCUUAUCGUCUGUUGGUGAUUAGUUUAUGACUGUCAACUCACCAAGUUCACUUUUAAAUAGUGUUGACAGUUUGAUUUUUCUGUCCAUUCUUCUGACUUGAUUUGAUUAUUUUUUCUGUUGAUCUUCCUUUAAAGAAAAAGCUUAACUACUAACGAUAAGAAUGUCUGUGUUGGAAGAGCUUUUGAAAUUUUCUCCUAUUCCAAUGGAACCUGAACAAGCCAAGUUUCUUAUUGCCAAAGGUUUAGGUUAUUCUAUUAUUGUUGCUUCAUCUUUAAUCAAAUUACCGCAACUUUUCAAGAUUACUGGUGCUCGUAAUUCCGCUGGUAUCAAUUUCUAUGGCCAAGCACUAGAACUGUUUGCCUAUUCUCUCAACUGUGGCUACUCUUUUGCUAAAGACUAUCCAUUUAGUGCCUGGGGUGAAUCAUUGUUUCUCUUGGUUGAAAAUUUUCUCAUCUGUCUUGCUGUUCUUUUCUACAACAAUCAAAAAUUGAGCUGUUUAAUUUUCUCAUUUCUUUACACUCUAAGCUUCGGAGGUUUGAUGUCUGGUCUAAUUCCCAUUGAUAUUUUGUGGUACCUUCAAUCAUUAAAUUUACCUCUAGCAAUCGGUGGUAAGAUGAUCCAAGGAAUCAGUAAUUACAGAAAUGGACACACUGGUCAAUGUUCCGCUAUCACAGCUACUUGCCUUUUCCUUGGUUGUAUCGCUCGGAUAUUUACCACAAUCCAAGAGACAAAAGAUAAUCUAAUGAUCGUUAACUUCACCGUUGCAUCGAUGGCGAACUUUAUUCUCGUCUCUCAAAUCUUUUACUAUUGGGAAAAUACUAACAAAUUCUUGGCCAAAUCAGCCAAGAAAAAGAAGAAGUAAACUAGUUGAUGAAAAAUCAUGAAACAAUUAAGUUCCCAGCUCGAAGCAAAUUGAAACAAUUAUUAAAAACAAUUAACUGUCAUCAUUACAAUGAAUUCAAUAAGGAAACAAAACUCAAAAUCUGAGUCCAUUUUGUAUAUCAAAGUAAAACAAGAAACACAAAAAAAGUUACUUAAUCAGUUGCUUAGUAAAUUUUGAGUACAUGAAGAUAAAAGUGCAACAAUUACAAGUUUUUCUUAUUACUAAAUUAAAUCUCUCAUUUUGGAUAAA
Messenger RNA from Panonychus citri (citrus red mite), 1219 nucleotides. RefSeq names its product mannose-P-dolichol utilization defect 1 protein homolog. The record is from RefSeq and is a predicted model, not a curated record. The coding region runs from base 248 to 949 and encodes 233 amino acids. The transcript is spliced from 3 exons. NCBI's taxonomy places the organism in Eukaryota, Metazoa, Arthropoda, Arachnida, Trombidiformes, Tetranychidae.